Messenger RNA from Periconia digitata, 1041 nucleotides. Lineage: Eukaryota; Fungi; Ascomycota; Dothideomycetes; Pleosporales; Periconiaceae. The record is from the annotation of a GenBank genome assembly.
ACAAGUUCAGUCACCAAGAUUGCGAUCGCGUCGAAUAUUUGUAUCCAACAGGUCUGGACCCAAUUGCAAUCAACCGACUUUGUUCCACCUUUGAAAAUUGCCUCAGUACAUACCAGUCAGCCAUACAUAAUGUCUGGGAAACGCAUAGCCUUUACUGGGGGUAGUGGCAAAGCCGGCAGGUCGGCCAUACCUUACCUCAUACAACAGGGGUAUGAAGUUCUCAACAUCGAUUUGACGCCCUUUCCCGACCCGGAUGCAGGUGUUUUCACCCUCAAGGCCGAUCUGACGGAUUCCGGGCAAUGCUUCAACGCCUUGACAUCGCACUAUGGUUUCGCGGAUUACGAAGGUCCUCACAAUGCAGGCCCUCCUGAUGCUGUCGUACACUUUGCCGCCUAUGCAAGAAACAUGCUGGUUCCAGACAACGAGUGCUUUCGAGGCAAUGUAACGUCGACCUACAAUGUGAUUGAAGCGGCCUGCAAACUCGGGGUCAAGAAAAUCAUCAUAGCGUCGUCCGAGACCACAUAUGAGGUGUGUUUUGGCCAGGGCGACCUGGACUACACUUCUUUUCCGCUGGACGAAGAUGCCGAUGUCAAUCCCAUGGACACAUAUGCCAUCUCGAAACUCGUUGGCGAAAGAUGUGCCCGAGGUUUUGCCCGCCGUUUUGAUGCCGAUAUAUAUGCUCUUCGAAUCGGAAACGUCGUAGAACCUCACGAGUACGAGCGAGACUUUCCAAAGUAUAUUGCUGAUCCCAAGUUGCGCAAGAGAAAUGCCUGGUCGUAUAUAGACGCUCGAGAUCUAGGCCAAAUUUGCGAUUUGGGCAUCCAAAAGGAUGGACUUGGCUUCCAGGUUUUCAAUGCAACCAACGAUACCAUCACCGCAACGGUUCCGACUCGUCAGUUCCUUGAAAAAUGGUGUCCAAAUACCCCGAUCACGAGGGAUUUGGGCGAGUGGGAGGCGCCGUUGAGCAACAAGAAGAUUCGCGAUGUGCUGGGAUUCAAGGAAAAUCAUAACUGGAGAAAGUACUACAACCCAGAACAGUAG